This is a messenger RNA of Daldinia vernicosa, 783 nucleotides long. RefSeq names its product proteasome endopeptidase complex, beta subunit. The coding region runs from base 1 to 783 and encodes 260 amino acids. The transcript has 3 exons. Lineage: Eukaryota; Fungi; Ascomycota; Sordariomycetes; Xylariales; Hypoxylaceae. Gene Ontology annotation, cellular component: proteasome core complex. The record is from RefSeq and is a predicted model, not a curated record.
AUGGAUCAUCGACCGCAAGCUUGGGGCCGUCCCAGAGACGACGUCUACGGCGCCUACGAUGCCUCAUACAUGCACACCAACGGUCCCAACCAGCACACCCAGUCCCCCGUUGUAACGGGAACAUCAGUAGUGGCCAUGAAGUUCAAGGACGGUGUGGUCAUGGCAGCAGAUAACUUGGCCUCCUACGGUUCCCUCGCCCGCUUCACCGACGUAAAGCGCAUCCGCACCUUCGCCGACACCUCUAUCGUCGGCUUCGGCGGCGACGUCUCCGACAUGCAGUACCUCGACCGGCACCUAACGGAGCUCGGCAUCGACGAGGCCUACAAGCAGACGGCGCACACGCUGAACGCCCGCAGCCUGCACAAGUACCUAUCGAAGCUGCUCUACCACCGGCGCUCCAAGUUCGACCCGCUAUGGAACCACCUACUCGUCGCCGGUCUCGACGAAGAAGGCAAGCCCUUCCUAGCCGCCGCCGACCUCCUCGGCACCACCUUCUCCUCGCCCUCGCUAGCCACCGGCUUCGGCAGCAUGCUCGCCCAGCCCAUCAUGCGGCGGUACGUGCCCGACGAGGAAUCCGUCGCCAACGUGACGCGGGAGCAGGCCGUCGACGUCAUCCGGGAGUGCAUGAAGGUGCUAUUCUACCGCGACGCCCGCUCCCACGACACGUACUCCCUCGCCGUCGUCACCAAAGACGGCAUCGAGCUCACCGAGAACGAGAAGCUCGAGAAGCAGAGCUGGGCCUUCGCCGACCGCAUCAAGGGCUACGGUACCCAGACCGUGUAA